This is a messenger RNA of Camellia sinensis, 1182 nucleotides long. Lineage: Eukaryota; Viridiplantae; Streptophyta; Magnoliopsida; Ericales; Theaceae. The record is from RefSeq and is a predicted model, not a curated record.
AUGGCCGCGUGGCGAAGAGUAGAGGCCAUUCGAUCUGAAGUGCCACCUGCCGCUGAAUCUCAGCCCUCAUUGCCUGUUAUUGAGGAGGAAAUGGCAAAAAACCGAAGUGCCAAGUCCGAGGUGGUUGUGCAGGCCGAUCAAGAGGUUGAGCAAAGGGCAGAGAAGCGUCCUGCCGAGGUCGAGGCCAGCUUAAAAGAAAAUCGUUCCGACAAACGGCCUCGUUUAGAGGAAUCAGAUGUGAUUGUGCCUUUUGUCAUUCAACCGAAGAUGAAAAAUACGUCGAUCUCCUCUGAUGCUUCGGCAAUUAAAGACCUAACCGUCGCACUCAGCAUGGCUACGUCCGUCUCAUUGCCGGCUGACAAGGCGGCUUUCCGGGCAGAGCCGGAUCUCCUAGCAAUAGUGCUAGCCGCACAAUCGGCUCUCCUGACGGUCGGGAGAAUAGCCAAGAUAGGCCGUCGCCAGCAUGACGCCGUCGAACGACUUGGCCGUUUACAAACGGAAAUAGAAGGCCAAAGGAGCAGGGCUGAUUUCGAGGCGGUGAGGGCGAAAAUAGAAAGCGCCAAGGCUGAGGCCGAGAUGGAGAGGGCGAGAAAUGCGGAUCAGCUGAGAUUGGCCCCCGAGAAGAGGGCAGACGCAAGCGAAGAAGCACUCAAGUUAGCCCAAGAGGCGAUCACCAAACUGGAGGCUAAGUUAGAAGAGUUAAAGAAGGCGAAGGAAGCAGCCGACUCGGAGGCUUCCAAGGCGUUCAAAACCGGGCAAAAACAACCAAUUAACUGUUCUCUUAAUGUUCUGGCUAAUUUACCUUUGACAGAUUUAUAUGACGGAAAUUCAUUUGAUAAUGGUCCUGCUCCUCCUUCACCACCAUAUAACUCGCCUCCCCCAGGUAGACCACAUAAUAAUCGAAGUCAUUCUCCUCCAGGGCCAGAUUCACCACAGGGAUCUGGUGCUCAAUCGUCCAAUCCAGACAAUGGAAAUAAAAAGGCACUAGCAGCUGGUCUGAUUAUAGUCAUAGCUCUAGGUUCUUCGUUGGUGGUCUUCUUUGCAAUGCUUGUGAUUGUGUUUUGCCUCCGAAAGGGUAAAAGGAAGGAACCCACUGUUGCUAGAACUUCUUUAGGAAGUCUCCCUGUUAGCACAGAUAAAGGUUCAGUGUUUGAUAUGUCUUCCAAUUGUUUGGAAAUUUAA